Molecule: messenger RNA, 2154 nt
Organism: Phoenix dactylifera (date palm)
Lineage: Eukaryota; Viridiplantae; Streptophyta; Magnoliopsida; Arecales; Arecaceae
Source: RefSeq, a predicted model, not a curated record
AUGACGCGACCUUCGCUCUCCACCUCCCCCUUCUUGACCUCCUCCGCCGAUGUUGCCCGAGAACUCGGCAUCCCUCGCCUCGUCUUCCAUGUCUCCGGCCUCUUCUCUCUCACAGUCCACGACACCAUCCACCUCCAAUCUCCCCACCUCAGCGUCUCAUCCGAUUCCGAACCCUUCCUCGUCUCCGGCCUCCCACACCGCGUGGAGCUCAUCAAGUCCGAGCUCCCGGAGACCUUCCUCCUUCCGCAGUCACUUGACACGAAGAGAGAUGCCGAGAAGAACAGCUUCGGCAUCAUCGUCAACACCUUCUUCGAUCUCGAGCCAGAAUAUGCUGAGAUUUACAUGAAAGAACCGGGCCGAAGAACGUGGCUGAUCGGCCCGGUGUCCCUCGUCCACAAGGACAAGAACGACCUGAGCAACCGAGGUCAGGAUCCCGACGCGGAUCCCGCCCUGUUGCUAAGCUGGCUGGACACAAAGCCAGCCAGCUCCGUGUUAUACGUCUGCUUCGGAAGCCUCUGCGAGUUUGGCGAUGAUCAAUUAAAUGAGAUCGGCGCCGGGCUCGAGGCUUCCGGCCACCCAUUCAUAUGGGUGGUGAGGAGGAAUCCGGGGGAGAGCUUGUCACCACGAAUUGAAGAGAUCAAGAAGAGGGUGGGGGUAAGGGGAAUAAUAGUCCAUGGAUGGGCUCCGCAGGUGGUAGUACUGGGCCACCCAGCGGUUGGAGGAUUCAUGACUCAUUGCGGGUGGAACUCGACGCUGGAGGCGGUGUGUGCAGGGGUGGCGAUGGUUGCAUGGCCGCUGUUCUACGAGCAGUUCAUAAAUCAGAGGCUAAUCACGGAUGUGCUCAAGAUCGGGGUGAGGGUGCCGGGGGUGGGAGGGAACAUGUUGCUAAUGGGAUGGAAGAAUGACGUAGUGAAGGCGCAGGAGGUCGCGGGGGCGCUGGAGAGGGUGAUGGGGAAAGGGGAGGAGGCGGAGGGGAUGCGGAGAAGGGCGAGAGAGUUUGGAAAGAAGGCGAGGUUGGCGAUGGAGGAAGGGGGGGUCAUCGCACGGGGACUUGGACCGGUUGAUAGAUGAGCUGAUGGCAUGCCGGGAGGACAAGGGGAAGAAGGCAGAGGUGGUCUCUAGUGAUGUUUGAUUGGCGAAUCUUUUACAAGUAUGAUGUUCCUAAUUGCUAUUCCUCGGAGUCCCGAGUUCUUGGUGAUUUAUAGAUCAAGUAACUAGAGUAUGAAAUGAAAGGAAAGAGAAAUUGGCCUAGAAAGACACCUUUAAUGGCAUGGUAUCGUAGGGGUUGGAGAAGUAACUAGAGUAUGAACCUUUAACUGUUAACUGGCUAGUUAACAGUUACCACCAUUAGGAAUAUGAAGGAAUGAUAACACACCCAGGAUCUGAUACACUUGCUGCGGGCCACGGUGCGGAGCCCUAGGCUUGCGGAGGAGGGGAUUCUUAGGGCAUACCUGGCUUACCACAUCUGGUUGGACCGGAAUGCUCGACUGUUCGAGGGCAGGAGGCUCUCGGCGAGGAUGGUGGUAGAGAGAGAUGUGCUUCAGGCCGAGAAGGUCUUUUCUUAUACUGUCGUGUCUUCACUUGGGAUGACUAGGGACAUCUGGGGUACCCACAGUGCUGUUUUAGCGCCCAGGUUUGCCGUUGUUUCUUGGAUACCCCCACCCCUUGGUUAUCUUAAAGUAAAUUUUGAUGGCAGUGUGGUAACGGGCAGGAGGUCGGAAGGGGUCGGAUUUGUUAUCCGAGACUAUUUUGGGAGUUUGGUGGCAGCGGGAGGCCGGGGCUCGACUGGUCUCACGGUUGCUGGGGCAGUGCUGUGGGCAGCUUGGGCGGGCAUAUCCUAUGCGAGGCGGGUGCUCGGGGCCGGCCGGGUGUACCUUGAGGGGGAUUCCUCCAUAGUCAUAGAUUGGAUCCGGAGUGCUGAUAGGUAUGGAGAUGGGCAUCCGCUCAUUCGGGAGACUCGCAGAUUGGCGAUGGAGAUAGACGAGUUUUAGGCCGUACACAUUUUCCGGGAGGCGAACAGGGCUGCAGACUGGGUCACCUCCUAUGUUGCACGACACUCCGGGGAGUUCCACUGGACAUCCACAGUGGAGCUACCGCCACAUUUGCAUCUUUUGCUUUCUUCUAAUUUGGCAGGAUGUACUCACGUUAGAGCUA